Chenopodium quinoa (quinoa) is the source of this 1290-nucleotide messenger RNA. RefSeq lists its product as uncharacterized. Bases 1 to 1290 code for a protein of 429 amino acids. NCBI's taxonomy places the organism in Eukaryota, Viridiplantae, Streptophyta, Magnoliopsida, Caryophyllales, Amaranthaceae. The transcript has 2 exons. The record is from RefSeq and is a predicted model, not a curated record.
AUGGAUACUCUUGAGGUUCAAAAGAGGUUAGAGUGGAUGAGGUGUGCUAAUAGGACAGACAAUCUAUAUAUAAAUGGAGUUAAUUCCUUUCUUCAAUUUGCUUUUGGUGACUUAGAAAUGAAUAGUGAUUUAGGAGAGGAGGAAAAGAAGGUACCUUACCCUUGUAAUCGAUGCAACAAUGGUCCACAUAAAACAAGGGACGAAAUUUACACCAACUUGAUAGUGAAUGGAAUCGUGCAAGGUUAUGUUCGUUGGAUCUAUCAUGGAGAAUUCAAACCCCCACAAAAGAAAAGUAGAAAUGAUUUGGGAGAUAGUGCUCGUGAUGAUAUAUAUAGAAUGAUCCAUGACAGGUUUAGUCCCGGAGUUUCUAAUAAUGAUGACAUAGAUGAUAUGUUAGAUGCUGAGCAACAACCUAAGGAGUUUGAUCAACCUAGAUAUAAAAAGGAUACAAAAGAGGCAAAAAUGUUUGAAAAUUUGAUGAGAGAUGCUCAACAAACUCUAUACCCCGGGUGUAAUGAAUUUUCUAAAUUGUCAUUCAUUUUGAAGUUAUUCCAAAUCAAAUGUAUGGAUGGCAUGACUAAUAAAGCUUUUACUAGUAUGCUUCAUAUGUUCAAAAAUGCUUUGCCUAAAGGUGCUGAUUUGCCAUCUAAUUAUUAUGAAGCACGUAAGAUGAUUACUAAUCUUGGUUUCGAUUAUGAAAAAAUAGAAGCAUGUGAAAAUGAUUAUAGUGAAGCUUGGAAGCAUUUAGAUAAAGAAUAUCCUACUUUUUCUGCGGAGACUCGUAACGUUAGGUUGGGUUUAGCAAGUGAUGGAUUCAAUCCAUUUGGCGGGCUUAGAAGUGACUAUAGUAUAUGGCCAGUAGUGGUUGUUGUGUACAAUCUCCCUCCAUGGAUGUGUAUGAAACAACCUCACACAAUACUAUCUUUGUUAAUUCCAGGGAAAAGUGGACCCGAAAAUAACAUUGAUGUGUAUUUGCAACCAUUAAUCGAGGAGUUAAAAGAUUUGUGGGAAACUGGAGCUCAGACUUAUGAUGCUUCAAGGAAUGAGUACUUUCAAAUGUGUGCUUCAUUGUUAUGGACCAUAAAUGAUUUUCCUGCGCAUGCAAAAGACAAUCGUCAAUUUCUACCUACCGAUCAUAAAUGGAGAGAUAAUAAAUCCUUUAACGGGAAAGUAGAAAAAAGAGGUCCUCCUAGGAAAUUAUCUUCCAAUGAGAUUUUAGAACAACUAGAGGACCUUGAAGGCAUGAAAUUUGGUAAAACAAUGAAAUUGCCAAAGAGGGAUGAUAAUUAG